Messenger RNA from Fimicolochytrium jonesii, 4626 nucleotides. RefSeq lists its product as uncharacterized. NCBI's taxonomy places the organism in Eukaryota, Fungi, Chytridiomycota, Chytridiomycetes, Spizellomycetales, Powellomycetaceae. Gene Ontology annotation, cellular component: membrane. The record is from RefSeq and is a predicted model, not a curated record. The transcript is spliced from 6 exons. Bases 1 to 4626 code for a protein of 1541 amino acids.
AUGGCGACCAUUGGAGCAGAUCCAGAGCUGGGACUCCCUGUCCCAGGAAGGGCAUACCCUAUUCUGAGAGACUACUGGCCGACACCCGUCACGUCCGUGCCAGAAGCGCAACGAGACGAUGCGCACAUCUCCUGGACACAGCCGGCAGCGCACAAGCCGCCGAACCAUGACUCCAUUGCAUCUACUGCACUGUGGUCACAGAAAGCGACCUCGGGACCCCCUCAAGCAUCCCCAGCAUCACUUCGCAACCACUUCGCAGCAUCCGAUAACCCUCGCGCAACGGCUCUUUACUAUCCUACCCUAAAGCCCAACAAUCACAAACAUGCGAGCCAGCAGAUAACCACCCCACGUGAAUCCAUGGACGAACAAACGCGUCCUGACGGAAAGACCAUAGACUUAGCCACACCAAUCUCCCGCGCGAGCACAUCGACGAUAAAGGCAUCGGAAGCAGCACCAAAGCAGAAAGUACCGCGGCCUCACCGCCACUCAAGCCUAUUCUCGGAAGUAGGAGGCCCAGGACUGUUUCUCCAAACCGCGGACUCUGAGCUCUGGCAGGAUUCGCUCGAAAGUGCUGAGGACCCUACCACACCACCAAAAGCGCCUCCGAAACUGAGGUCGGUCGCCGUAACACCUCAGCUGCCGCCGAUCAAUUCUCCCGGUUCACGGCUUAGCUUGGCAGACUUUCAACCAGGGCAUCACCGGGACUACUUUGGGCCCGAUGCACGCGUAGAUAUGCCCAACACGUCACCUCGGCAGAUUGACGGAACCCUGCCGCGACCGCUUUCUUUAGCGGCAUCUACCGCGAGCAGUGUAGGGAUGCUCGUAGCGAUGUAUUACAAUACUAUGGACCGGCCGAAGGAGACCCCCGAGACGUCGCCUAACCGGGAACCCACGUCCUCGGCACGUAUCUGCGCUCGAUACGGUCACGAGCCCGUUUUCAACGACGAGAUCGAGGUGAACGAGGGAGAUAGCAUGCUCAUUGAACAAGUGUUCAAAGAUGGCGCACGUUUCUGCGUCAUUCGCGCUACUUCGAAUGAGCUUGUACUCCGCUUCCUGUGCAUUGUGUCCAUUGACUCGCUCGGAGAGGUGGAUGUUAGAAGAUCUGAGGACAGCACCAGUGUGAAGUUCAUAACGGGCGCCUACGGGCUACCGGCUGCAAAAGCACCCAGGAUUUCUCGCAAGCAUCGAGUCUAUCCGGAACCCAUCGCGAACAACUACCUCCCGCUUACCGGACAAUCAGCCAUUCCGUCGCCUAUGGCGAGCGUCUUGCCUAUUCAGGCGCCCGUACCACCACUCCCUGCACCCAGCGCCAACGACGUACCGGGCGGAAACCGAUGGCGGGCCGGCGGCGAGGCCCCGCCAGCACCCCAUGGAAACGGCGACAAGGGAACUCCUUUGCGGCGGCGACAUGGCCACGACGCACAUCCACCCAAAUCCCGCUAUCGCCGAGUUGUGACAGCAGGAACAAGCGUGUCGAACAUUUGGCGCUACUCCAUCCGCGAGACGUCCCGUCAAAAAUCACAGUUCUGCAUCGGUUGCUGCUCCGUCUGCUUAGUCGUCUUUGCCGUUGCCGUCCUCAUGAGCGUCAUGGCAAUUACCCCUGUCGUGUUUCUGGGCAUCGCAGAACUGACCGCCGGAGAGACGGACAUGACCGUCUGGCCGGAUUGGCCGUCCGGAUAUACCCGACUGAAUUACACGCUGGCGCAGACGGUCUUGUCGGACAAGGCGAUGUACACUUACUCUACGCCAAGAGUAAACAAUUACAACAUGGCGUACUAUCCGUCAUCGAAGUGCAUAGGGUGGGAUGUGGCGAAUGCACCGCAGAACACGACAUUUUCCUACAUCGGGCCGGACGACAGUUCGGCGGACAGCGGAGGGACCUUGGCUUCCAAAGCCUCUCUUCGAGCUGCAUGCCAAGCCGAUCCCAAAGGCUGUGCACAAAAGGUGUGCUCUGGCGGGGUUUCAUUAUCAACAUGGGUCAUCGAUUCCGAAAAGGAACGCCUCUACGGAAUCGGCAGAACAUGGACAUUGCCACCGGUUCCCCAGGGCGGUGUCUAUAUAGGGCAGAGAGCAGCAAGAGCUUUGGGCGUCGGCGUUGGGGACUUUGUCCUUCUCAGUUACGACAUCUUCAUGUUCCCCUCGGUCUAUACUAUCGUCAAAUUCGCGACGACCGCUCAAGGGUUCCAAGAUAUCACCCUUGUCAAUACCCCUCUUCGGGUGAGCGCCGUAUUUGAUGAGGAAGCUUCGAACAAGUUCCCGCAGUGGGCUCGCACGGGCUACCUGGCCGUCUUGGAGUACAAAUGGAUCAUAGAGAACGUGGCACCCCAUCUCGCUCCUUCGUACCCACCAGCGUUCGGAGACCAACUCCUUGCGGGGUCGCGGAAUGGCGCACAGUAUGGCGAAGCGCAUCAGAUCAUCUUUGCUUGUGAUCAGCCGCGGUUUCAAUGCUAUCUGACGUCAAACUUCAACAAGAUUGCGGCCAGGAUCAUCAAGUGGGGCUCUGCUAUCAAGUUUCGCUUGGGGAUGGACCUCGUAGCAACCUCUCUCGAUACUCUGGGGUCUUUAAAGACUGUCAGCACCUUCUCCCAAUUUCUAUCGCUCAUCACGUCCAUCGUGGUAGCCCUCUUUGUCGGUCUUUCAUGUUUCCUGAUAUACAAUCUGCUGAUGGUUUCAGUGGAGACGAGAACAUUUGAAUUGGGCAUCCUGCGCAUGAUUGGGCAAACGAGGAAGGGCAUUGUUCAGAUGAUAUUGAUACAAGCAGCUACAUACUCUGUGCCGGCAUGGGCCAUCGGUCUAAUCCUAGCCCAGAUUGCCUUCGGCUUUGGGAAGCGCUUCUUGGAAAACAUAGCCAACAUCAAAAUAUCCGCCUUCCUCACAUUCUCCUCCAUCAUCACCGCCACGGUGCUGGGCAUCGCUGUCCCCGCCAUCGCCGCGAUCCUCCCCAUCCGCCAGGCGCUAUCAGGAAACUUGCGGGAUUCGUUGGACAAGAGACACAGCAAAGUCAAGCCGGUCGUCAUCACAAUCGAGCGAAGUGGGCCCGGGUCGUUGCAAAGCAUCAUACCGAGCGCAUUGACAGGUGCCGUGCUCGCAAGCUUGGGAUUUGCCAUCUACUACCUCGUUCCGAAAGCGCUUGUCGAUUCGAACUAUGGGAUGCUGUUCAACAUCUUCAUGGCGUUGUUGCUAGGCAUGCUGUUCGGCCUCGUGAUGCUCAGUUUCAAUAUGCAGCCUAUGGCGGAGCGGUUCCUGUUGUCGUUGCUGCUGAUGGUUGUGUUCUUCGAAAACGCUGCGGUUCAUUCGCUGGUGGCCCAGAAUCUGGUGGCGCAUCGCAUGCGCAACCGCAAAACGUCGGCAAUGUUUGCCUUCGCGCUGGCGUUCAUCAUUUUCCUAUCCGUUAAUUUGAGUGUCGAGUUGAACGGCAUGGAAUACGACAAAAUGCUAGCCAUCGGCGCGGAAAUCAAAGUCCGGACCGGAGACGACUACAAUGGCAUCAAACCGGAGUAUUCCGCAGCGAUCGAAGAUGUCUUGACACGAAACAAGCCGUUUGUUGUAGAUUGGGCAUAUGCAUCGUCAUCGAUACGCUCUUUCGACAGCGCUGUGCAAAACACGCAAGUGGCAAACCUCGGUCGCAUAGCCGCAUUCAACAUCGAAGUCAUCGCAGUGUCGCCGAAUUGGUUCAACAUGCCCAAACCAAGUCCGUUCAUCUACAUCGUCGACGAAGCAAAUCCAGUCCUGUCCGCAGAAUACCCCUCCGUGUCGGAACAAUUGUAUUCUCCAGAAGGUUUUCGGUCGGCUGCCAUCAGCACCAUCCUCCGCACGAACCUGGCUGUCCAGCAGCUCUCGAAAAGCCACACAAACUUCUCCGACGCGUUCCUUCUCAAAACGACCGUCAAUGGCCAAACAAAAGCGGAGAUAGAAUACAAAGUUCUGCAUCCGGCCGCGUUUCUCGAUUCGGCACCAAUGGCCAUCAUGACCAAAUUCCCCACGUCGCGGAGAACAACUGCCAUCGUGUCGUUCCCAACGAUGGUCGAUUUGACAAACGGUCGACGAACGUCCGUGGAUGAAAUCCCGAUCAAUAGCAUACAGAUUGCUCUAAACACGUCGGAUCCCGCGUAUCCCCGCCUUUCGGCAUCAUUGGUCGAUGCCCUGAACGCCAUUGUGCGGAGUGACGCGUCAGUAACUAGUCUAUACAAGGAGCAAGAGUCCAUCAAAUCCUCACGGCGACUGUUGAGCACCAUCUUCAAUCUCGCGACGCUAUUGGUGAUGCUGAUCACGCUGUUCAGUUUGAACGGGUGCAUGUAUACAAACAUCACCGAGCAGGCGAAGGAAUUAGGCGUUUUGAGAGCGUUGGGUGUGACGAAAUGGGGGAUUUUCCGGGUAUACGCGUAUGAGGCCUUCAUCUUGACCAGUACCGCGGGCAUGCUCGGGGCGCUAAUCGGAGCGGCCAUUGGAUGGUCCAUGGCAGCUCAACGAGCCAUCAUGACUCAAACGCCCGUCGGUUUCCCUUUCCCGUGGGACAUCACUCUCGUAGCCAUUGUGACUUCUGUAGUUUCUUCGUUCAUCUCGACUACAGGACCAGUGUACGGACUGGUCGCAAAGAGAAGAAUCGUCUCCAUACUGCGAGACUAA